This is a messenger RNA of Brienomyrus brachyistius, 1812 nucleotides long. RefSeq lists its product as uncharacterized. Gene Ontology annotation, molecular function: protein binding. Lineage: Eukaryota; Metazoa; Chordata; Actinopteri; Osteoglossiformes; Mormyridae. The transcript has 7 exons. The record is from RefSeq and is a predicted model, not a curated record. The coding region runs from base 111 to 1712 and encodes 533 amino acids.
UAUCACGGUUUGAUUAUAUAUCAAUUAUAUAUAAUUAUUAUUAUUAUAUAUCAUAUAUAUGUCUAUGUUUAACACUCUAUGUUUUUUUUAUCUCCCUCACUGCUCCUGGGAUGCACUGCCUGGAGAUCCAGAGCCAUCUUACACCACAUGCCAUCCUCUUGGAGAAGGACCCUCUCAGUCCAGAGGACUGCUGGGCCGUGCUGAGGGCUGCCAAGAACGACUUCUUGGCAAUCCUUGGCAAGGUCUAUCCUGAGGAGAAGCCCCUGGAGUCUGCGGAAUGCUGCCUGGUCCUCUACUACCUGGAGGCCACGGUGAUUCUAAAACAUCUCCAGCGACCAGGCGUGGUGGAGCACAUGACCGUCGAGGAGUGGAUGGCCAGGAGCAGGACAGAACCAGACCAUGCGGUGAUUGGUGUGAAGGAGCACAAGACAUCGGCACAGCAAGUGGCCACAUUUGCACUGUCCUCUGAGGAGGAGACGUGGUUCGACAUCUACUUCACCCGGGUACGGCCACAGCUCCUGUCAUCCAAGAGAAGCCGGAUGACGACGGAUGACCAGGGAGGAGAUGGACGGUUCUUCGUCUCAACUGCAGGCCGUCCGAUCUUCAAUGCGUCAAAUGACCUUAACCGGCUACACCAAAAAUACAAGCUGGAUCCAGUCACCAGCCAGAUGGCCCGGCGGAUCUUUGAGACGGCCACCAAGGACUUGAGUGACCAGCAGAAGUCUUUGGUGGCCGAUUACCUCACACACUCUAGUGCGACGGCUGACAAACAUUAUAGAAUGAAGAAGUCGCAGAAUGUGGUGCUGGCCAGUAUGCUGCUGAAGAGGCUGGCAGGUGACUUGAGCGCUGACUCUGCUGAAGAAGGAUCGAGCUGCUCUGCCCAUGGCGCCGCACGGGAUGCCGCCAUGGGGUCCAACCAGCAGAUGGAUGUCCAGGCAGCAUUCGAUCAGCUACUUCAAACCAACCCCGUGACCCUGGAUGGCGACGUGCCAGAUAAGAAUGUACGGACACAGACGUCGGGCCAGUUUCAGCGACAGCUCUAUGAGCGCUGGCUGAAGGCCCAGAUGAGGAUGCGUGUCCGACAUGUCCUCUCACACUUUGGCAGACGGCAGCCCACCGAGUCCCGGGUCGACGCAUGGAUAAGGAAGCAAGGCUGGAGAAACAAUGUUCCGAGCGCGGCCAGCGUCCUAAAGGACUGGAGACCAGUGGGCUCCGUGGACACCGCCAUAGAUUGCCACCACGUCCAGAACCUCGUCCGCAGGCAAAAGUGGAAGGGACUUGUUGUGGUGGACAUUGCGGGGAAGGGGAAGGGAGUCUGCGCCACCCGGCAGUUCCAGGCUGGCGAGGUGGUUUGUGACUACCACGGGCCGGUAGUCACAGCCACUGAGGGCCAGCGGAUUCACGAAAGUACGAAAGAAGAAGAGUCAGGGUAUAUGUUUUUUUUUAGAAACAGCCAGGGCAUCCACAAGUGUGUGGAUGCCCAUUCACCGGAGUGUAACUGUCACCCAGGCAUACAAACUCUUGGCCGGCUGGUUAAUCACUCACGGAAAAAAGCUAACCUCCGGCCAAGGUUGUAUAGCACGCCAGAGGGACAGGACAUUAUUUUACUUUUAUCUGUCAGAAAAAUAAAUGUUGGGGAGGAGCUUUUAUUCGAUUAUGGGGUGCAGAGGACAUCUUUCCGGGGAGAGGGCUUGGAGCUCUCCUGGCUCUGAAACCCGGUACCUCAGUUUUCCCCAUUUUAUUCUGUUUUUUGUUUAUGUUAUGUUAUGUUAUUCUGUUUUAUAUUUAUAAAUUGCAAUAAAGUUACACCUU